UUUCUGGUUUUUGGUGUGGGUGCCUGCUCCGGACUCUAGCCGGAAAGAGGAGAAAAGACGAAAGUCGCUCCUCUGUCACCUGUCCACCUACAUCCGAGUUACUAAGAGAUGGAAACAGAAGGGCCUUUACGAUGUAGUCCUGAUUUUACACGUCGUUUCGAUGGAGAAAAUGGCAAAGAUGUUCAGUUUUCUGCUUGUCACCACUGCUCUGGUAAUGGGCAGGAAGAGCUGGGCUCUAGAGAACUGUCUCCGGGAGCAAGCACGACUCAGAGCCCAGGUGCACCUGCUCGAGACCCGGGUCAAACAGCAACAGGUCAAGAUCACCCGGCUUUUGCAUGAGAACGAAAUCCAGUUCCUCGAUAAAGGAGAGGAGAAUAUUGUCAUUGACCUUGGAGGCAAAAGGCAAUAUGCAGACUGUUCGGAGAUUUUUAAUGAUGGGUAUAAGCGCAGUGGAUUUUACAAAAUCAAACCUCUCCAGAGCCCAGCAGAAUUCUCUGUUUACUGUGACAUGUCUGACGGAGGAGGAUGGACUGUAAUUCAGAGACGAUCUGAUGGCAGUGAGAACUUUAACAGAGGCUGGAAUGACUAUGAAAAUGGCUUUGGAAAUUUUGUUCAAGAAAAUGGUGAAUAUUGGCUGGGUAAUAAAAAUAUUCACUUAUUGACCACACAAGGAGACUACACUUUAAAAAUUGACCUUGCAGAUUUUGAAAAAAAUAGUCGUUAUGCACAGUAUAAACUUUUUAAAGUUGGAGAUGAAAAGAAUUCCUAUGAGUUGAAUAUCGGCGAAUAUUCUGGAACAGCUGGAGACUCCCUUACAGGGAAUUUUAAUCCUGAGGUGCAAUGGUGGGCUAGUCACCAAAGAAUGAAAUUCAGCACACGGGACAGAGAUAAUGACAACUACGAAGGGAAUUGUGCAGAAGAAGAUCAGUCUGGCUGGUGGUUUAACAGGUGUCACUCUGCAAACCUGAAUGGCUUAUACCACAAGGGCCCCUACGCUGCUAAAACGGACAAUGGGGUUGUGUGGCUCACCUGGCAUGGAUGGUGGUAUUCUCUGAAGUCUGUGGUUAUGAAAAUUAGGCCAGAUGAUUUUAUUCCAAAUAGUGUUUGAUUUUCCCUGUUGGGCUUUCUUUCUGCAAUUCGUCUCGCUUUAAAGUGCUUUGAAAAAUUGGACCUCUGAACAUAUACAUACACACGUAGAUGGCAACUGUUACGUGUGCUACUUUUCAUUCCUACUGACCUUUGUUACUUAUUGCGCUUUCAGCACAGCAAAUACGUGAGUCCUUCAAAUAAAUACAGAUUAUUGAAUUCCUGCAUGCAGAAGUUUACGAUAAGCGCUUACGGUAAACAAAAAAUAAUACAACAGUGCAGAAAACGUACCAUGUUUAGGCAAUAACACGAGCAUAAGUACAUAAUAAAUUAAGUAUGAACGCCGUUGAAAAACACAUGAAAAAAACAAUAAAAAAAUAGAUUGGUAAAUCAACUAUAUAGACAAUAAAUAUUAUGAAUUAGGACGUGAA
Molecule: messenger RNA, 1517 nt
Organism: Lynx canadensis (Canada lynx)
Lineage: Eukaryota; Metazoa; Chordata; Mammalia; Carnivora; Felidae
Gene: FGL1
Product: fibrinogen like 1
Exons: 8
Coding region: 161-1108 (315 amino acids)
Biological process (GO): negative regulation of T cell activation; regulation of immune response
Source: RefSeq, a predicted model, not a curated record